Messenger RNA from Cladocopium goreaui, 1644 nucleotides. The record is from the annotation of a GenBank genome assembly. NCBI's taxonomy places the organism in Eukaryota, Dinophyceae, Suessiales, Symbiodiniaceae.
AUGCAGCCAUUUGCUUCAUCCACCUGGGCGCGCUUUCUUCCAAAGGCUGUCCGGGCAACCAGACACGGGCGCCGAAAUUAUCACGUCGCUGUCGUUGGAAGUGGCCCAGCAGGAUUCUACACCUCAAAGUAUCUUUUCAAAAAGGCUGGUGACAAGGUGAAGAUCGACAUGUUUGAACGUUUGCCAACACCUUUUGGCCUUGUGCGCUUCGGUGUGGCUCCGGAUCAUCCUGAGGUCAAAAAUGUCAUCAAUGAUUUUGGUGCCGUUGCUGAGAUGAAAAACUUCAAGUACUAUGGCAAUGUGGAAGUUGGUACACAGCCAUCCUUGGAAGCUUUGAGAAAGACAUAUGAUGCAGUGGUGUUAUGCACUGGUGCCAGCGGUGAAAGGAUUCUAGGAAUCCCAGGAGAAGAUUCUUUGGGAGUUCUAGGCGCCCCAGCAUUUGUGAAGUGGUACAAUGGACAUCCAGACUACAAAGAUCUGCAGCUCCCAAAGUCUGCAGGUGAAUCUGCCGUGGUUUUGGGUCAAGGAAAUGUUGCUUUGGAUGUAGCUCGGUUACUUGUUCGUUCACCAAAAGAGCUCGAUGCCACGGACAUGGAACGUGACGCAGUGAAUGCAAUCGCGGCAUGGCAACAAGCAGGUUUGCGAACAGUUCACAUCGUCGGCCGUCGUGGUUUUGUUCAAGCAGCUUUUACCAAUGCUGAGCUUCGUGAACUUUUGACAUGUUCGGAAGAUGUUCUGCCCGUGGUGGACCCAGAUGAACUGGCGCUGUGUCGCAAUGCAGCGUCAGAAGAAGAGCUCUCCAAGAGCCGAAUGAAGAAAAGAUCCGUGGAUAUUUUAGAGAAGAUGGCAGCAAAUUUCGCAGAUGUUGAAAAGACCAGCAAACGUGUUCUCCGUCUUCAUUUCUUGCGAUCACCUCAGGAGGUCUUGUCAGAAGGUGGUGUCGUCACAGGAAUUCGCUUAGCUCGGAUGCAGCUUCAAGGUGAAGCGGGACGACAAGUCGCGGCUCCAUCCUCUGAUGCUGCUCUGGAUAUUUCAUGUGGCUUGGUUGUGCGAAGUGUCGGCUUUGACAUUUUGCCCUUCCAAGGACUGCCUUUGAAGUCGAAUAGAGUGCCACACACGCAGGGUUGUGUGGAACAAUCUUCCGAUGACCUGGGUGGUCUUUACGUGUCUGGAUGGCUGAAAAGGGGUCCUCAAGGCAUCAUCGCCUCCAACAUUGGUGACGCUCAAGAGACAGCUGCGAAGCUGUGGAGCGAUUUGCAGAGUCAGAAUGCCAAAGCUACAGCUGAGAGUUUCGUGACCUCCUUGCAAUCAACAACUGCAGUGGUCGGCUUUCAGGACUGGAAACGCCUAGAGGCGGAGGAACUUCGUUGUGGCCAAGAGAUGGGCAAGGCAGCUGCCAAGUUCACCAAGGGUUGCUGCGAGGGCGUAGUCUUCAAGGCGCAGACUGAGGGCUGCUGCCAAGGUCGCAUCUACACCAAAGCCGUACAAAGCUGCUGUGGAGGUCAAACCCUCUACGACAGUGAGACGCAUGGAUGCUGCCUUGAGAAGGGUCCGCAGGUGUACCCUUAUGGCAGCUACAAUUGCUGCCGACGGCCCAAAGGCAUCUGUCGUAUCCGUCCUGGCAAAGCGAGUUGCUGCAGCUGA